Messenger RNA from Chenopodium quinoa (quinoa), 1097 nucleotides. RefSeq lists its product as uncharacterized. The transcript is spliced from 5 exons. Lineage: Eukaryota; Viridiplantae; Streptophyta; Magnoliopsida; Caryophyllales; Amaranthaceae. The record is from RefSeq and is a predicted model, not a curated record. The coding region runs from base 10 to 762 and encodes 250 amino acids.
CCUGUUAACAUGGCUAGUUCAGAUUGGCAUUCAGGGAGUUCACAAGCACAAAGUUUUUCACAACCACAAAGAUUUGGACAUGACUUACAGGAAGAUUAUGAGAAUCAUAUGGGUUCAAAUGAACGCAUUUUGGAACAAUAUGACGAUGAAGAAGAUGCUUUUAGUGAGGAUUUGAGUACUCUUACCCCUGAGGAGCUAGGAAUAAUGCAAGAUGUACCACUAAUGAAUCAAGAGCAAGAAAGUGAACAAAUAGCACCUCCAAAAAGUAAGCGAACUAGAGGACCAACUAUGUGUAAAGAUGUCCAUGAAUGGACAUUAGAGGAGCGUAAGCCUAUUGUUCUUAAUGAAAUGGGAAAGCCUAUUGGUCCCGAUGAUAAGACUGUGAAUACAUUUACAAGAUUCUUAGGGACUUUAGCUCGUAAUUCUUCUCUAGCAUCGUUGAACAAGAUUAGUUGGCAUUAUGUUCCAGACAAGGAACAAAUUUGGAGUUACGUGAAGAAGAAAUACAUAAUCUCGGAAAAAGGUAAAGAUUGUGUUUUGACAUCCGUGGGAAGGCUGUGGCGUAGAUAUAAAUGUAGUGUAAAGGCAACACACUUUACUCCGUACGACAAUGAUGGUGAUAGGCUGGCAAAUCCACCUAAUACAAUUCCAGAAGCACAUUUCAAAGAGUUGCUAAAAUUUUGGAAUUUGGAACCAGUUCAGGUAGAGUUAUGUUGUUUGUUUCCAUUUAUAUUACAAUUGUUUAUUUCUUUCUCAAAUUGAAAUAUGUUAAACUAUGAACCGUGUGUUAUGCAUGCAUGCAAGAAGACAGCCAAAAGAAAAGGGAAAUAAGUAUAGAUCAAAAAGAUAGGCACACCAUGGGUCCUAUGACUUUAGCGAGGAAACAACAUAAAUUGCAACAACUAGAUGUUGAAAAAAAGCCACCAUCCUUGGCACUCAUGUACAAAGAAAAUCGUAAAAGGAAAGCAGACAAGAAAUACAAAACAUCUUAUGAGCCCACCCAAAGUAACAUUAUGGAGGAGGUACAAAUUCAAAGUGAAAUUGAUGGAGAUGUUGCAUACUAUGAAGUAAUGAAUAAACCAAAUAACUUUGGCCAU